Trichoplax adhaerens is the source of this 435-nucleotide messenger RNA. RefSeq lists its product as uncharacterized. Gene Ontology annotation, molecular function: RNA binding. The annotation marks the transcript as partial. The record is from RefSeq and is a predicted model, not a curated record. Gene Ontology annotation, biological process: mRNA splicing, via spliceosome. Gene Ontology annotation, cellular component: U2-type spliceosomal complex. NCBI's taxonomy places the organism in Eukaryota, Metazoa, Placozoa, Uniplacotomia, Trichoplacea, Trichoplacidae. The transcript is spliced from 3 exons.
GAGUUAAAUCGUAUCAAAAAGGAUAGAGAUGAAAGAGAACAAAGAGAAAAAGAAAAGCAAGAACUUGAACGUAUUCGCAAUAUGACUGACGAAGAACGUCGUUUGGAAUUUUUAAAGAAUCCUAAACUUCAAGUUAAUAAAGGACCAAAGGGCAGAUACAAAUUUUUGCAAAAGUAUUAUCAUAAAGGUGCCUUUUUCAUGGAUGACGAAGACAAUUUAUAUAAAAGAGAUUAUGCUGAGCCUACACUUGAAGAUCACUUUGAUAAGACUAUUUUGCCGAAAGUGAUGCAGGUGAAACACUUUGGGCGAUCUGGUAGAACUAAAUAUACCCAUCUAGUGGACCAGGAUACAACAGAUGCCUCAUCAGCGUGGGCUCAAGAAUCAGCUAUUAACCAUAAAUUUUACUAUAGCAAAGCUGCGGGCAGAAAAAAUUUA